This is a messenger RNA of Lycium ferocissimum, 1877 nucleotides long. RefSeq lists its product as uncharacterized. The record is from RefSeq and is a predicted model, not a curated record. The coding region runs from base 84 to 1397 and encodes 437 amino acids. Gene Ontology annotation, molecular function: aminoacylase activity. NCBI's taxonomy places the organism in Eukaryota, Viridiplantae, Streptophyta, Magnoliopsida, Solanales, Solanaceae. The transcript has 6 exons. Gene Ontology annotation, biological process: amino acid metabolic process. Gene Ontology annotation, cellular component: cytoplasm.
GUCUCAAAUAAUAACCGACUCUAACAGUGAAACACUCAAACCGUCAACACUCCAAGCACAUCUCUCUGGAGAGGCUUUUCACCAUGUUGGCUCACCUCCAAAUCUUCUUCCUCCUCCUCCUCCUCUCACUCUCCACCAUCUCCACCUCUGAAUCAGACACACCCAUUUCCCGUUUCCAAAAUUACCUCAGAAUCAACACUGCUCAUCCUAACCCAAACUACACUACCCCCAUCGACUACCUCACACAAUUCGCUAACACCAUCCCAAAUCUCCACUCCAAAAUCAUUCACCUCACCCCUACUAUACCUCUCCUGUUAUUAACCUGGCCUGGUUCCAAUCCUUCACUUCCUUCCAUUCUCUUCAACUCCCAUCUUGACUCAGUACCCGCUGAGCCUGAUAAAUGGACCUACCCACCCUUUUCCGCUUACAGGGAUUCUGAUGGAAGAAUCUUCGCACGUGGAGCCCAGGAUGAUAAGUGUAUUGGUAUGCAGUAUUUGGAGGCAAUCAAAGUGAUUCAAAGCAGUGAUCCGAAUUUUGUGCCAUUGAGAAAUGUUCAUAUUUUGUAUAUCCCUGAGGAGGAGGUUGGUGGGUUUGAUGGGAUGGGGAAGUUUGUGGAGCGUAAAGAAUUUGAAGAGUUAAAUGUUGGGUUUGUGAUGGAUGAAGGACAGGCUUCGACUAAUGAUGAGUUUAGAGUGUUUUAUGCUGAUAGGACACCUUGGCAUAUGGUGAUUAAGUCUGUUGGAACCCCUGGACAUGGUUCUAAAUUGUAUGAUAAUACUGCUAUGGAGAACUUGAUGAAGAGUAUUGAGGUUGUUACUAAGUUUAGGGAGUCUAAGUUUGAUAUAGUCAAGGCUGGAUUGGCUGCUAAUUCUGAGGUCGUUUCGGUCAACCCAGUGUUUCUCAAGGCCGGAACUCCUUCCCCAACUGGAUUUGUGAUGAACAUGCAACCCUCUGAGGCUGAGGCAGGAUUUGAUAUUAGGAUGCCACCAACAACUGACCCACAACUUAUGAGGAAGAUAAUUGAAGAGCAAUGGGCACCAACUUGGAGGAACAUGACAUAUGAGAUAACUGAGAAGGGAUUCCUAAGGGAUAACAAGGGACGUCCUCUGAUGACUCUUGCUUCCGAUUCCAACCCUUGGUGGUCCAUUUUCAAUGAAGCUGUUACUAGAGCUGGUGGCAAACUCUCCAAGCCUGAAAUAUUAGCUUCGACUACUGAUGCUCGAUUCAUGAGACGGCUGGGAAUUCCCUCCUUUGGUUUCUCCCCUAUGAAGAACACCCCCAUCUUACUUCAUGACCACAAUGAGUUCCUCAAGGAUACUGUUUACUUGGAGGGGAUUAAGGUGUAUGAAUCCAUUAUAAAGUCAUUAAGUUCCUUUGAGGGAUCUUAUGAACACUGAUGCAAUGGGUUUCUCAACAAUGAAGCAUUUGAAAACUUGUUUUGCAGGGGAUCUCUCUUUUGGAAAUGAUGAUUUGUGCACACAAUAUAAUUUUAUAACAUCAUGUACAAUCUAGAAGGGGAAAAGUGUGUUACACUUGAGAGUUGAGACUCGUGUAAAUGUAAGUGUACCACUUGCAAUAAAUUAGGUUGACAAAGCAUGCAGACUAUGCUUCUUUGGAGCUUCUACCAUUUAUUCUCUGAUGUAGAAACCCAUCUGGAGUUUUUUUUUUUUUUUUUUUUUUGACCUUUUCAUCAAAAAUAAAGAAAAAGAAGCAGCCCAUCUGGAGUUUAAUCAGUCAAUAUUUCUACCUAUGUCAAAUAAUGUAUUGGUAAAUUUGCAGAACUUAUGCUGCAGUUUAAAUGUUUGUAAUAUCUUGAUCUGGUGACAUGUAUUCCUUACGAGCAGUAUGGAAAAAAGCGUGGUUUAUUUAUUGCUGAA